Sclerotinia borealis F-4128 is the source of this 1881-nucleotide messenger RNA. Lineage: Eukaryota; Fungi; Ascomycota; Leotiomycetes; Helotiales; Sclerotiniaceae. The record is from the annotation of a GenBank genome assembly.
AUGGCACAGCAACACAAUAACAGGAAUAGUCCGCAUUUAAACCAUCUUCAACAAAACGGCUCGGCACCUUCUUCACCUUCAAUGUCUGGCUCACAACAAGGUAAUCAACAACGACAACCUGUUAAUUAUCCAAGUCCUACAUCAUAUCCAUCACCCUCUUUGUCGACUUCGCAAUACAACUAUCCACCACCAGGUAAUCAAAACGAGCCGUAUCGCGCGAGUCCGACCGGAAGCAACGGUUCACUUUCUCUUCCAAGUAUGCGUUCUUUGGAUCCUCUUCAACAGCAGCAGCAACAGCAGCAGCAAGCCGCGCAACAUCAGCACAUGGGUUCACCGUUACCACCUCCAGUGGCUCAAAUGGGCGGACCGUAUUAUCAAAAUCAACUCCCACAUCCAUCACACCAGCACCAAUAUCCAAAUGUUACAUCUGAUCCGAAUAUGCGAUACGCGCUUCCAGCGGAUUCUCGAGUCAUGAGCGGAGGUCGACAUAAAAAGUGCGACGAACAACAUCCUGCCUGCCGAAAUUGUCAAAAGUCCAAGCGUGAAUGUUUAGGUUACGAUCCCAUCUUCAAGCAACAGCCAGGUCCUGCUGCCAUACAGCCAGCACCUAGCUCUGCCCCUUCACAAACUUCGUCAAUUGCCACGGCAAAUCCUUACGGAAACCAACCGCAGAUGCUACAGAGUGGUUACGGCGUUCCAGCAACAAUGGCAUACGAUCCUGCUCUUACUGCACCAAGCACUGGUGGUCAACAUUAUGACUAUUCAUCUGCUAUUGAUCCAAAUUUGGAAGCAUCUGCUCCAAUUCCGGUUAUCAACCCUUUUCACUCUGCUCCACCAGGUAUGCUCAACUUCCGCCUUCACCAAAAAUACAUGCACAGUCCAAUUCCAUACCCCUCUAAAAUAUCCGAUGUUACCCACCUCAGAGGUGGUGCUGGUUCCCCCCUUUCCCCUGCAGUUGCAUCUUUUGCAGAAGGAGCGGCUGACACGACUUUUCUUCCAGCCAAACGAUCCAUCAAUGAUCUUCUAGAAUUCGGCAACCCCCCUGCACCAGCUGACAACCCAGCGUCGGAUACCAUACAGUCCCCAGCGGCACUCGAAGAAGCAAAGCAUCUAUACUAUAGUAUUUAUGCCCCGGGUCUAGAGAGUUUCCUCGAAUCGAAGUGGUUCACUGCCAAAGGUGCUUCCAAACUGAUGAGCGACCAGCCACUACUUGAAAAGUUCGGAACACUCCUCCUACAAUUCUCGAAGACCAUUGUAACCGAUCCUGUUGCAAUAGCACACACUGCAAGCGUAGAAGCAAAGGUUGUUUGGGCUUUGUCCUGUAUGGUCAAACUUGGUGCCGAGGAAGAGGGAGAAGGCAGGUCAGAAUCCAGAAAUGUGCUUCCUGCUCAGGAUGAUGCAGUCGAGGCAGAUCAUCGUUUGACGGUUUUCGAAUGUCUUUUGACAGGUAAAGUUGCCGAACGCAAUCUGCUCACUGCCCCUGUCCCAGGAAGCGGAGAUCACCACAGAUUGCGAGAAUUGGAAUUCUGGUACUCUUUAGCAAACUUUGUUUGCCUCCGAGAAGAUGACCCGAAUUGUGCCAAGGAUGUCGAUGACACUCUUGCUACCUUGAGAAAUCUCUUGGAUGGCCGAGAGAACCGUGAUGUCUUGUACUCAGUUGCCAUUAUACGCGCUAUCGGACAACGUGUUUCUGAAUAUACACCUAGCGACACACCACUCCACUUCGAUGAAAGUGAUAACCGCAGUAAGCUUCUUGUUGCAAAGAAGUUUAUUCAAGAUGAGGCAAGUGGUUCAGGAACGACAAAUGUUAUCAGAAGAUUGUGUGAGCUUGCCACACGCACAUGGACAACUCCGGCACCUCUUGUACCUAUGCCAAAAUAA